Molecule: messenger RNA, 483 nt
Organism: Cooperia oncophora
Lineage: Eukaryota; Metazoa; Nematoda; Chromadorea; Rhabditida; Trichostrongylidae
Source: the annotation of a GenBank genome assembly
AUGGUAUUGAAGGAAACAAUGGAGCUGUUUGAAACCGCUCUGGAAACGGUGAAUCCUUCUCUGCAUCUACCGCUGAAGAACGACUACAUUGCUACAAAAUUCGACCUCAAACCACGAGAAACAACUAAAUGGGAACAUCCUCGCGUCAUACAAGACGAUGCAUGGUGUAGAAUUUGGUUCAAGCAAGACGACGAGUAUGAUCUCCCGAAGGCCGUGACUAGGGUCGCACUCAUCUCUCCAAUGGUGAUGAAGGCCCCAGAAUCAGAAGUGCUCUUGAAGAUGUUCUCACUAUAUUUGCAAGACGCUUUGUUCUGCGAUGUUGCGAAUGCGGAGCUGGCUGGUCUCUACUGCAACAUAAAAGAGGAAGAUUUCGGGCUGCUACUGGAAGGAUACGGAAGUGUAGAUAGAUUGUGGAACUUGUGGAUAGAUUCACGGCCGCUCUUCAAACAAUGCAGCCCCGGAGAGGAGAGCCGGAGCGAAUAG